Molecule: messenger RNA, 2649 nt
Organism: Xenopus laevis (African clawed frog)
Lineage: Eukaryota; Metazoa; Chordata; Amphibia; Anura; Pipidae
Exons: 2
Coding region: 1-1908 (635 amino acids)
Source: RefSeq, a predicted model, not a curated record
AUGAAUAAAAAAGAGAGAAUACAAUUGGAAACAAUUUUGACACAUAAUGAAUUAAUAUUUAAACCAGCGGACAAGGGAGGAGCUCUUGUUGUGUUAAAUAAGAGUUAUUAUAUUAACGAAAUUUUGUUACAACUAAGUGAUACAAAUGUAUACUUAAAAUUGUCAGCAGAUCCCCUUAAAAGUAUACAAAUCAAGGUUCGCAACACUGUUGAUAAGGCUAGAGAAGAUGACCUGAUAGAUGAUAAGUUACAGCAAUUCCUACAACAGAAGCACCCUAUAACUCCCGUCUUUUAUACAUUACCUAAAAUUCACAAGGAUUCAAAACAACCUCCAGGGCGCCCCAUAGUGGCCAGUAGUGAUUCAAUCUUUGCUCCCCUUUCGAUAUAUCUUGACAAGAUUCUGCAGCCUUUUGUGAUCAAAACUAGAUCAUAUUUGAAAGACACAGCACAAUUACUAGGGAUCUUAGAUACCCUUAUUGUGACAGAUGAGACAAUACUUGUAACUAUGGACAUUCAAAGUCUUUAUACAUCCAUAAUGCAUGACGAUGGCAUACAAGCCAUAAGUAUUGUGUUGCAAGACGAUAGCGAAUAUUCAUAUGAAGCCAAAGAAUUCUUUCUUGCUUUAUUGAAUAUCGUUCUAAGGGAUAAUUAUUUUCUAUUUCAAGAUAAUUUCUUUUUACAGCAGCAAGGUACCGCCAUGGGAAGCAAUGUCGCUCCCACAUAUGCAAAUCUAUACAUGGAUUUUUUUGAACGUACAUAUGUGUACACAAAUUCGGAUUUUGUAGAGCAUUGCCAGUUAUAUCGAAGAUAUAUCGAUGACAUCAUCAUGCUGUGGACAGGCACAAUUGAGAGUCUGGUGGCCUUCUGUGACCAUUUAAAUUCGGUGGUACCAACUAUAAAAUUUACCAUUAUACAUGAUCUAUUGAGGAUUAACUUUCUAGAUGUAUGGAUCAUGAAAAAGAACUCUGGUCUCCAAACUGAUCUCUAUAAAAAAGAAACAGAUCGUAACAGUUUAUUACACUACACCAGUUUUCAUCCUCCUGCCCUAAAAAACAACUUGCCUAAAACACAGUUCAUGAGAGUUAAACGCGUAGUCUCAGAACAGGAAAACGAAUAUAAGAGAACAGAGGAGAUGAGGAAAAGGUUUUCACAGAGGGGUUACCCCAAAACGCUCCUGAACUCCUGUAUACAGGACAUCAGGGAGAUUUCACAGAAUGAACAAAGGAAACAAAAAGAUACUGACAGACUUGCCUUUGUAAGUAAAUUCUCUGUAGCCAGUAAUGGAUUACGUAAGAUCAUCCAAAAACAUUGGCACAUCUUACAAACAUGUGCCCCACAUAUACCAGCUUUUGUAAAAGCCCCAAUGAUGGCCUAUCAGCGAGGCAAGAACUUCAGAGAUAUACUUAUAAAAGCGGAUAUUGGUCCGACAAAUAAAGGUACACAAAGAUUUUUGGGAACCCCCAAAAUGGGGACUUUUCCUUGUCUAAGUUGUGCGAAUUGUAACAACAUCACAAAAGGAAAAUUUUUCACACAUCCACAUACUGGACGAAAGUUCAAUAUUGCUAAUUACUACACUUGCAAUUCAACAUUUGUCAUCUAUUUAAUUAAAUGUCCAUGUGGACUGGCAUAUGUUGGGGAGACAACUCAGAAGAUAAAAGACCGGAUCAAACAACAUAAAUCCAACAUAAGGUGUAACUACAAUCAUUUACCCAUUCCGUCACAUUUCAGUGAAGCGAGACAUACAGUGAGCCAAUUGAGGUACCAAGUGAUAGAUGAUGUAGGCCCCCUUAGACGCGGCGGGGAUAGAAUUUAUUUAUUAAAGAAAUUGGAAAUGCAAUGGAUAUCGAGGUUAGGUACGUUGUGCCCUGGGGGACUAAACCGAGAAUAUACCCCUGAACUAUUUAUAUAGUAUGUUAUUUAUAUAGUAUGGUAUUUCCGAAGAAAUUAUGCCUGAAGUGUAACAAAAUGUUUUUUCAAUGUUUUUACAAUGUAAUACAAUGUAAUAUACCCAGUAAUAUUAAAAUAUGUCAUAUUUUUGCUUUAUAGAACUUCAUUGCUCCAAUCCUGGGAUGUGCUGGUACACUGACAACUGUAGGUAUCCAGCAUUCCAGAUGUAGAGCAUAAAUAUUGGCACAAUUGCACAAAGCAUGGAAAAGUGGGGUGCGAUUGGAAUCAGAGGAUCUCCUUUGACCUCCCCUUGACCCUCAAAGCUGUUUUGGAAUUUUUUAAGGACACUAAGCACUUUAAUUCGUACUAUGAUAUAUAUGUUUUAACAUUUGUUGUAUUAUAAAUGUUUUAACUACUUUUAAAUAAUCUAUUAUGAUUGUAUUGUUUCACUGAAUUUUUGAUAUCCUCACUGGGAAUGCUGGGAAUUGUGUCUCACACUGGGAGGUGGGAACUAUGUUGUAACCCCUCCCUCUUAAUCACCUAUUUAAGUACAUUGUUACACAGUGCAUUUAGCUUGAUAAAGGGCUGGAAUAGCCCGAAACGUCGCUCUGCUAAUGGCAUAAAUAAAUAACCUUUGAUUCACACAUCGGAGUGCUGCUGGAAUUAUUGUUUUUCGUUGGAAUUUCUCCUCGGGCAGAGAGGAAUACAGCUGUGCACCCGACGCUGCAAAAGGCGAUCCUGUGUGAGUGUGGCACCUUACUGA